Fusarium redolens is the source of this 942-nucleotide messenger RNA. Its product is annotated as chaperonin 10-like protein. Lineage: Eukaryota; Fungi; Ascomycota; Sordariomycetes; Hypocreales; Nectriaceae. Gene Ontology annotation, biological process: D-sorbitol catabolic process. The coding region runs from base 1 to 942 and encodes 313 amino acids. The record is from RefSeq and is a predicted model, not a curated record. Gene Ontology annotation, molecular function: L-iditol 2-dehydrogenase (NAD+) activity. The transcript is spliced from 5 exons.
AUGGCAGUUGAGCAUGUCAAAGCUUCCGUUCUUCAUAGCCCGAAGGAACUUCGUUUGGAAGAGCGUGAGCUUCCUAAUCCCGCUAGCAACGAAGACCAGAUCGCUGUUCAGUCCACCGGUCUCGGCGGCCCCGAUCUCCACUACUACAGCCACUUCCGCAACGGCGACAUCAUCGUUCGCGAGCCCCUCACUCUCGACCAUGGGUCUGCUGGCACAAUUAUCUCUGUCGGCUCAGAAGUCACAUGUCUCAAGCCCGGCGACCAUGUCGCUCUCGAGUUCCGUAGCUCAGCCAAGGCGACCCCUCAUGCGCAGGGAACACUUCAAUGGGGUAUUAAUCACCCUGCCAAGUGGUGCCAUAAGAUGCCCGACCAUAUUACUCUCGAUCUCGGCGCUCUCGUUGAGCCUCUUUCAGUUGCUAUGCAUGCCAGAGACCGUGCCGCUCUUCCUAAACGCUCAACCGUUCUUAUUCUCGGCGCCGGCGCUGUCGGUCUGCUGGCAGCCGCUAUCGUCAAGGUCGACCAGGCCAAAACUGUCAUUAUCGCCGACAUCCUCAAGGACCGUCUUGACUUUGCUACCGCCAACGGUUUUGCCGAUGCUUCCGUACUAGUUCCCAUGGAGCGCCCACAAACCAUGGAGGACAAGCUCACCUUUGAUCAGACGGUGGCUGCUCUGGUUAAGGAGACUAGGGCUAACGGUGAGGCUGUUGGUGAGGUCACGGCUGUCUAUCAGUGCACUGGUGUUGAGACAUCCUGGAGGCGAGGCGAGGUCAUGAUAAUCGGUAUGGGCACACCUGUGCUUACCAUCCCUAUCUCAGCGGCCGCCCACAGCGAAGUCGACAUUGUUGGUGUCUUCCGCUACGCAAACACAUACAAGGACAUCAUCGAGCUCCUUGCCAACCCUCCAGCAAACAUGCCCGAUGUUAUCCGUCACCCAAAGAUAUAA